ACUGAAAAAUACUAGUCUGUUACGUUUGUUUGGUUGUUUUAUAUGCAUUUGUCUACUAUAAACAAUAAAACCUGUGAAAGUUAUUGCAUUCACAGACACCUUAGCUUCAAAUGGAAAAUCCUUGGACCAUUAUACUUGUUGUGGCUCUACUUUGGGUUUCAGUAGUUGCAGCAACAAGAACUAAGCUGCAAUCCAUCGAAAAUGUCGAUGGCGGCAUUUGCAAAUCAAUGUUGGAGACACAGGGCUAUACUUGCCAAGAACAUAAAUUUCAGGUAACAACUGAAGACGGUUACAUCCUCGGCUUGCAGAGAAUUCCAAUGGGACGGUCUGGUGACGAAACACCAAACAAGAAGCCUGUUCUGUUACAACAUGGGCUCUUAGUGGAUGCUUCAGCAUGGCUACUCAAUCCGCCGGAUCAAGCUUUGGCAUUUAUCUUGGCAUUUAUCUUUGGGAAGAGACAGGCCGAAACCUGCUCUGAUACCAAGAUAAAAGUAUAUGUGUUUAGGGUUUGAAUUUUGUUAUAUUAUUUUUCUCUCUAUGAGGCAUAUAUAUAAUCAUACAUGAGGCCCUAUAAAUUAGGAAACAAGACUCCCGAAAUAUACAAAGAAUCAGUCAUGGAAUCCUAUUCUAACUACAUUCCUAAAUCAUAAAGUUGACUCACGCCAACACUCCCCCUCAAGUUGGUGCAUAGAUAUCACUUAAGCCCAACUUGUCGAGUGAGUCUUGAAAAACCUUCACCGACACUGCAUGAGUUAACACAUCAGCUAACUGUUCUUCGGACUUCACAUAUGGAAUGUCAAUCAACUUAACGUCCAACUUCUCUUUGAUGAAAUGUCUAUCCACCUCCACAUGUUUUGUACGAUCAUGUUGGACUGGAUUAUUGGCUAUCUCUCUUGCUGCUUGAUUGUCACAGUAUAACAACAUAGACUCCCGAGGCUUAAAUCCUAUUUCGGUGAGAAGAAUUUGGAUCCAUAACAACUCGCAAAUCCCAUGUGCUAUACCUCGAUAUUCUGCCUCAGCUGUGGACCUAGCCACCACGUUUUGUUUUUUACUUCUCCAAGUUACAAGAUUUCCUGCUACAAAUGUAAAGUAGCCUGACGUGGAGCGA
Messenger RNA from Malus domestica (apple), 1108 nucleotides. NCBI's taxonomy places the organism in Eukaryota, Viridiplantae, Streptophyta, Magnoliopsida, Rosales, Rosaceae. The record is from RefSeq and is a predicted model, not a curated record.